GAGUGAAAGCCUUCUGAAAGGAGAAAACUCCAGAAGAUUUCUCAACAAUAGUGGGGAGAUGUCUGAAGAGAAAGAAAAAGUCAAGACGUUGCUCCUUCAAGCUCUCACAGAAGAGGAGAGCUACAAGACUGGAGAGCUGGAGGAAGUAGAAAUGAAGAUAAUGCAAACAAAAAUCAUACUCCAGAAACUGAGACUGAGCCUACUCUGUCGGGAGAGAGAGCUGACAGAACAGCAUCAGUCGUGGAGCCAGUUUGAAGAACAGUUUGAGAGACUUCAUGGAAAAGAUGAACAAAAAGUACAAGAUAAGGACGAGGAUAUUCUUAAAACAAGUAUUAUCAUGAAUGGUACUGAAACGAGCAAUAAUAUUGACUCAACUAAGAAAGAACUAACUGAUACGAGACAGAAACCAAGUGACCGUCUCCCUUUAAAUGAGCCUGAAGAGAAUGAGUCAAGGUUUUACAUCAAACGUUCUAUAGUAGUAGGCAAUACAUCACAGUACCUUCUGAAGAGAUUAGAAAGACAGACUAGUGAGAGGGUGACUCAUAAAUGGAUGACGUACGUCCGUUCCAUGACCGACCAGCCACCACUGGAGAGCUAUGUAAAGAGCAUUACCUUUUUCCUUCAUCCUACGUACGCUCCCAAUGACAUUAUUACCAUCAGUCGUCCGCCGUACCAGUUGAUCAGGUUUGGUUGGGGUGAGUUCCCAGUUCGUGUCCAGUUACAGUUUAUUGAUCCAUUAAACAAGCCAAUCGAUGUGCUCCACCCACUCAAAUUAGAUCAGACACAUUCCGGGGAGCAGAUGCUCGGAGCUGAAACGAUUGCUAAUAUUCAGUUGGUACGUCCUCAGAAUAACGAACAACAGACAAGUUCUCUUUAUCAAGCACCACCUCCCUCACUUUCUCCUCCUCUCUCUGUCUCUCCUUCUAGAAUCUCUCGCUCUCUCUCUCCUCCUUCAUCGCCUCCUAUCUCACUAAGCAGUUUUCUAAUUCCUUCAUUACAGGCUUCUCCAUCAUCUAGCUUUAUACUACCAUGUCUUUCGUCUUUACCUUCAUCUCCAGUGCCUUCCUCUCCUCUUCCUUUCCCCUCUUCUCCUCUACUGCCUCCUUCUCCCUCUCCUCCUCCUCCUCCUGUUGAGUCUCAGUCAUGCCCUCCUUCUCCUUCAUACGUUACUGUUCCUAUUACUCUAUCAGCGAAUGCCAUUCUUCUUGAUCAUGAUUACCACAGGCAGACUUUAGUGAGGAGAAAAGAAGAUGUCCCUUUGCCUAAACCAGUCCCAGUCCCAGUCUCUCCUAGUGAUGAUAACAUGUUACAUGUGAUUGUAAGGCAGUUCCCGCUGUAUGGGUCAGAUUACACCUUCUCGGCCUUUUCUCUGGAGCAGUACAAUAAAUGGAGUCUUCCCAAGCAGCGUUCAUCAGAGUGGAUGAGAGCCGUAGCCAUCAAGGAAUGCAUUAAGAGCUCUUCUGCUUGGAUCCAUCCCAUACCAUCCACACGAGAGAUUGUGAAAUGGUGUUGCAGUCAUGGAUACACUCCACUGAAGGGCGGAGAGAGGUUUUGUAAAGUAUGUGGUACUCAGAUAAGCAGUGAUGAGUUCACUCACCAGUCUUGCUAUGAGCCGGUCACUCCUAGUCUCACUGAAGUGUGUACCACUAUCCAGAGACUGUGUACCACCUCAUCUAACGAUGAGGACUCCAUUACUAGCACUGAUAUUGAUGUACUCUCUAUCUCUGAUCCUAUUGGUCGCCAGCUCGCUCCACCUGUAUCCGAUAUCAUUUAUAGGACUCCGCAGUCGCCUGCACUUCGUUGGAUAAAUAUGACUGCUAGUGAAGUAGGUGUUGUGUUGCAUCCAGUAUCACAUGACAGGAUGCUGCUACAUGUUGUUGAUCACAUGAUAUUUUCUGCUUGCUCUCAGUUUUUGUGCCAGUUGGUGCGUAGAGCUGUUGCCAUUGAGACGGACGUGGGUUUAUCAGAAAGGAUAUUGGUACCUCUACAUGUGUAUCAGGCUGUUCAUGAUACACCUCUUUUUGAUUUUUUAAGAGAUUUUGGUGUAGGAGCAUUAGGCAAAUGACAAAAUAUUAUUAUUAUUAUUUAUUUAUUUU
This is a messenger RNA of Amphimedon queenslandica, 2096 nucleotides long. Its product is annotated as YEATS domain-containing protein 2-like. Lineage: Eukaryota; Metazoa; Porifera; Demospongiae; Haplosclerida; Niphatidae. Bases 59 to 2065 code for a protein of 668 amino acids. The transcript is spliced from 2 exons. Gene Ontology annotation, biological process: regulation of DNA-templated transcription. The record is from RefSeq and is a predicted model, not a curated record.